CAUGUUUAUUACAACUAAAAUAUUAUAAUAUUACAUUGAAUUACUGAUUACAUUCACGACGUAAUAUGAUCGCUUCCAUUUGUGUAUGAUACAACUUAAUGAGCUGUGAGUGUUGCGAAAGUAUCGAGUAAAGGAGAUUAAAACCUGACCUACAAAAGUAGUUAGCAGUCACUAGUCAAUAUUGUAUAUUACUAUCUAACGGAACAAAUAGUUUCUAAAAAGGCAAUAUGAUGUCAAGUCAAUCAAAACCUUAUGAAAAGAAAAGUGAAGUGAUCGAUUUGAGAAGCGACACAGUAACGAAACCAGAUGUCCAUAUGCGCCAAGCAAUGUUCGAUGCCGAAGUCGGUGAUGACGGUUAUGGCGAGGAUCCCACCAUAAAUCUUUUGGAAGAAAAAUCUUCAAAAUUAUUUGAAAAGGAAGCGGCAAUAUUUUUACCAAGUGGACUCAUGGGAAAUUUGAUUGCAAUGAUGAUUCAUUCAAAACAACGAGGAGGUGAAGUAAUAGUCGGUCAUAAAAGUCAUAUUUUGCUGUGGGAACAAGGUGGAGCUUCACAGAUUGCUGGGCUGCAAAUGCGUGAAGUUAAAAAUUUGGACGAUGGUACACUGGAUAUGACAGAGUUACUUGGAAAAAUACGACCGGAGUUCCCAGACCCUCACGAACCAUAUACUACAUUAGUGUGCAUUGAAAACACUCACAACUAUUGUGGUGGUACUGUAUUGCCUAUCGAAUGGAUUGAUCAGUUGGGAAAACUCACCAAAGAACGAAAUAUACCUUUGCAUAUGGAUGGAGCUAGAGUGUUUAACGCAGCUGUGAGUCUAGGAGUUCCAGUAAGCCGAAUAGUGAAGCAUUGCGAUUCCGUGACAUUUUGCUUGAGCAAAGGUCUCGGUGCACCAGUCGGUUCCAUCUUAAUUGGUGACAAAUUGUUUAUUGAAAAGGCUAGAAGAUUGAGGAAGGUUUUGGGCGGUGCUAUGCGACAAGCCGGGAUCGUGGCUGCGGCGGGACUAUACGCGUUGGAAAAUUGCGUGGAAAGGCUGGCCGACGAUCAUCAAAACGCAAAGAAAAUUGCUUACGCAAUUCAAAGGAUGGCAAGUCCAUACGUGACCGUCAACCCAGAUGCACUCGACUCAAACAUACUUUUGGUGAAUAUCAACUCAACUGUAGUUGACGCUAAAUACUUCGUUUCCGAGCUCAUAAAGAUAGACCCUGAUGAAAACGACAGUAAGUCGAACAACAAGAUACGAUCGACGGCAGUGAGGAUAGCACAGAUAAACGAUGCAAGAGUGAGAAUCGUGACACAUAAGAACAUCACCGACGAAGACGUGGACAUGGCUAUUGAAAAGAUUAAGUACGUCAUUGAAAAAAUCAACACGUGCUGUUACUGAUAAUUCGUCCUCGAUUAUUAAAAUGUAUUUUGUAUAUACUUUUUUUUUUUAUAAAUAAAUAUAUAUAUAUAUUUUAAUACCCUA
Molecule: messenger RNA, 1466 nt
Organism: Rhopalosiphum maidis (corn leaf aphid)
Lineage: Eukaryota; Metazoa; Arthropoda; Insecta; Hemiptera; Aphididae
Product: probable low-specificity L-threonine aldolase 2
Exons: 10
Coding region: 228-1382 (384 amino acids)
Biological process (GO): L-threonine catabolic process; glycine biosynthetic process
Cellular component (GO): cytosol
Molecular function (GO): L-allo-threonine aldolase activity
Source: RefSeq, a predicted model, not a curated record